Messenger RNA from Ectocarpus sp. CCAP 1310/34, 1055 nucleotides. Lineage: Eukaryota; Phaeophyceae; Ectocarpales; Ectocarpaceae. The record is from the annotation of a GenBank genome assembly.
AUGCUCGUGGCUCAUGCACUGCGCGCCGAGGCCAAGAGCCGCAAGAUGGCGCGCGGGACCGCGGGCUUGGCGGAGGGAAACCACCCCCACGUGCUGGACGCGGCAGACCUUCUCAAGACCUCCUGGGACAGCAUCACCCCCACGACCAUCGCCAGGUGCUUCGUGAAGGCCAAGACGCUCCCCGAAGAUAUGGAGGCUGAGCUUACGGCUGCGCACGGGAAGCACAGGCCAAGUGGCUCCGCGGCCCCGGCGGGAGGGCCAGUGCUGGGGCGUGCAGACAAGGAGUCUGUGGAUCUUCUCGCAAAGACCCUCACCAGCAUGAGCUCACGGGUGCAUGAAGCACAGGAGAAGUCCUACGGUGUUGACACGGAGUUGACAGAAAUGCUGGCGGCCCUGGGCAUCACUGCGGGAGAGCCCGCCGAUGCUGCCGCUGUGCGAGCGGCUGAAGUGUGGGCGACGGUGGAGGACCAGCCGGAUGUUGUGGAAGCCGUGCAGCAGGACGCCGUGGACGAGAUGACGGAGCUGCUUCAUGGCACGGCUCCCGCGGAGGAGAGCUCGGACGACGAAGCAAGCGAGGAACCCUAAAGUCAUAUGGCACCUCCGCCGUACGCGGCACUUUCGUCGCACAUCGGGGCUCCGGAGACGGCAGCGGAGGGGAGCGGCAACCGUGACGCCGCUUUCCAUCUACAGAAGGCCAAAAUCGCAAUGAUCGCAGCGCAUGGUUCGAAGGCAGCGAGGCAGACAGACAUGAGACAAUUUUUGUAGACUCGAUAGGCGCAUGGGGGGAGUUGUCAGUUGAGUGGUUCUCCUGGGUCCGGUGUCGUGUCCGGUUUCAUCCUUGUAUUUUCAACUUUCGUGUGCCGUUGUUAGUGUAUCAGGGGGUAGAGAGGUCAGGCUGUUCGAUUUUUUUUGUCAACUUUGUGUUUGACGGCUAAGCACCAGUUGGUCAGCUGGUGCAACAUGUGCAUUUUUCGAUGGUUGUUGUGUUGUGCAGAUCGUUGGACUUUUUGCUGUGGGCGUCCUCUCAUUGUGAUCAGGAUUGGCAGAUUGUUGUC